Salarias fasciatus (jewelled blenny) is the source of this 6800-nucleotide messenger RNA. RefSeq names its product RNA polymerase II subunit A (gene polr2a). Gene Ontology annotation, cellular component: RNA polymerase II, core complex. Gene Ontology annotation, molecular function: DNA binding. Bases 1 to 5901 code for a protein of 1966 amino acids. Gene Ontology annotation, biological process: transcription by RNA polymerase II. The record is from RefSeq and is a predicted model, not a curated record. NCBI's taxonomy places the organism in Eukaryota, Metazoa, Chordata, Actinopteri, Blenniiformes, Blenniidae. The transcript is spliced from 28 exons.
AUGCCCGGACCGCCCUCCGGCGACAGCGCAUGCCCAUUGCGCACGAUCAAGAGAGUUCAAUUCGGCAUCAUCAGCCCAGAUGAGCUUAAACGGAUGUCGGUCACAGAAGGGGGCAUCAAAUACCCCGAAACAACAGAAGGGGGGCGUCCGAAACUGGGAGGCCUCAUGGACCCAAGACAAGGAGUCAUAGAGCGCAGUGGACGAUGUCAGACAUGUGCAGGCAACAUGACGGACUGCCCGGGACACUUUGGGCACAUCGAACUGGCAAAGCCGGUUUUCCACGUCGGCUUUAUUGCAAAGAUAAUGAAGGUUCUCCGAUGUGUUUGCUUCUUUUGCUCCAAGCUAUUAGUGGACUCGAACAAUCCCAAGAUCAAGGACAUCCUGGCAAAAUCCAAGGGGCAGCCCAGGAAGCGCUUGACCCAUGUGUACGAGCUGUGCAAAGGAAAGAACAUCUGUGAAGGAGGAGAGGAGAUGGACAACAAAUUCGGAAUGGAGCAGCAGGAGACUGAGGAAGACCUCACCAAGGAGAAGGGCCAUGGCGGCUGUGGGCGCUACCAGCCCCGCAUCAGGCGCUCUGGCCUGGAGCUGUACGCCGAGUGGAAGCACGUCAACGAGGACUCGCAGGAGAAGAAGAUCCUGCUGAGUCCCGAGCGCGUGCACGAGAUCUUCAAGCGCAUCGCGGAUGAAGAGGACAUCAUCCUGGGAAUGGACCCCAAGUUCGCCCGCCCGGAGUGGAUGAUUGUGACGGUGCUGCCCGUGCCUCCGCUGGCCGUGAGGCCCGCCGUCGUCAUGCAGGGCUCCGCUCGCAACCAGGAUGACUUGACCCACAAGCUGGCCGACAUCGUCAAGAUCAACAACCAGCUGAGGAGAAACGAGCAGAGCGGCGCCGCCGCUCACGUCAUCGCAGAGGACGUGAAGCUGCUCCAGUUUCACGUGGCCACCAUGGUGGAUAACGAAUUGCCAGGCCUGCCCAGGGCGAUGCAAAAGUCUGGCCGCCCGCUCAAAUCCAUAAAGCAGCGGCUAAAGGGGAAGGAGGGCCGAGUGCGAGGCAACCUGAUGGGUAAGCGUGUGGACUUCUCUGCCCGAACCGUCAUCACGCCGGACCCCAAUCUACAGAUCGACCAAGUGGGCGUGCCGCGAUCCAUCGCUGCCAACAUGACCUUCCCUGAGAUCGUCACACCAUUUAAUAUCGACAGAUUGCAGGAGCUGGUGCGACGAGGAAACAGCCAGUAUCCCGGAGCCAAAUACAUCAUCCGUGACAGCGGAGACCGAAUCGACCUGCGAUUCCAUCCCAAACCAAGUGACCUUCAUCUUCAAAUAGGCUACAAGGUUGAAAGACACAUGUGUGACGGCGACAUCGUCAUCUUUAACCGACAGCCGACGCUACAUAAAAUGUCCAUGAUGGGGCACAGGGUCCGAAUUCUGCCCUGGUCCACCUUUCGACUCAACCUCAGUGUCACCACGCCGUACAACGCCGACUUCGACGGGGACGAGAUGAACCUGCAUCUGCCGCAGUCCCUGGAGACCCGGGCGGAGAUCCAGGAGCUGGCCAUGGUGCCCCGUAUGAUCGUCACGCCUCAGUCCAACAGGCCUGUGAUGGGUAUCGUGCAGGACACGCUCACGGCUGUUCGUAAAUUCACCAAGAGAGACGUCUUCUUAGAGCGGGGUGAAGUGAUGAACCUCCUCAUGUUCCUCUCAACCUGGGAUGGAAAAAUGCCUCAGCCGGCGAUCCUCAAACCCAGACCCUUGUGGACGGGGAAGCAGAUCUUCAGUCUCAUCAUUCCAGGACACAUUAACGUGAUCCGAACACACAGCACGCACCCCGACGACGAGGACAGCGGCCCCUACAAACACAUCUCGCCCGGCGACACCAAGGUGAUAGUGGAGAACGGUGAGUUAAUCAUGGGCAUCCUGUGUAAGAAGUCCCUGGGAACGUCGGCCGGCUCGCUUGUCCACAUCUCCUACCUGGAGAUGGGUCACGACAUCACCCGGCUUUUCUACUCCAACAUUCAGACGGUGGUCAACAACUGGCUGCUCAUCGAGGGUCAUUCCAUUGGUAUUGGUGACUCUAUUGCUGAUGCGAAGACAUACCUGGACAUCCAGAACACCAUCAAGAAAGCCAAACAGGAUGUGAUCGAAGUCAUUGAGAAAGCCCACAACAACGAGCUGGAGCCGACGCCCGGUAACACUCUGCGCCAGACCUUCGAGAACCAGGUUAACCGUAUCCUCAACGACGCCCGUGACAAGACGGGGUCGUCUGCCCAGAAGUCUCUGUCCGAGUACAACAACUUCAAAUCCAUGGUGGUGGCCGGAUCCAAGGGUUCAAAGAUCAACAUCUCGCAGGUUAUCGCUGUGGUGGGGCAGCAGAACGUUGAGGGUAAACGAAUCCCCUUCGGCUUCAAGCACCGCACGCUGCCUCACUUCAUCAAGGACGACUACGGCCCUGAGAGCAGGGGCUUCGUGGAGAACUCCUACCUGGCCGGCUUGACGCCAACGGAGUUUUUCUUCCACGCCAUGGGAGGCAGGGAGGGUCUGAUCGACACGGCUGUCAAGACAGCCGAGACUGGUUACAUCCAGCGUCGUCUGAUCAAAUCUAUGGAGUCUGUGAUGGUGAAGUACGACGGCACGGUGCGAAACUCCAUCAACCAGGUGGUGCAGCUGCGCUACGGCGAGGACGGCCUGGCCGGAGAGAACGUGGAGUUCCAAAAUGUGGCGACGUUGAAGCCCUCGAACAAAGCCUUUGAAAAGAAGUUUCGGUUCGACUGCACCAACGAGCGCGCGCUGAGGCGGACGCUGCAGGAAGACGUGGUGAAAGACGUACUCACCAACGCUCACGUGCAAAGCGCUUUGGAGAAGGAGUUCGACAAGAUGAAGGAGGACAGGGAGGUCCUGCGAACCAUUUUCCCCACCGGGGACAGCAAGGUGGUGCUGCCGUGCAACCUGGCCAGAAUGAUUUGGAACGCUCAGAAGAUCUUUCGCAUCAACACCCGGACGCCGACAGACCUGAAUCCCCUCAGGGUGGUGGAAGGAGUCCAUGAGCUCAGCAAGAAGCUGGUCAUCGUGAACGGCGACGACCCUCUCAGCAGGCAGGCUCAGCAGAACGCCACCCUGCUCUUCAACAUCCACCUGCGCUCCACGCUCUGCUCCAAGCGCAUGACGGAGGAGUUCCGCCUGUCCACCGAGGCCUUCGACUGGCUGCUGGGAGAGAUCGAGACCAAGUUCAACCAGUCCAUCGCUCAUCCGGGUGAAAUGGUGGGCGCCCUGGCUGCCCAGUCGCUGGGAGAGCCAGCCACCCAGAUGACCCUGAACACCUUCCACUACGCCGGCGUGUCGGCCAAGAACGUCACGCUGGGCGUGCCCCGUCUGAAGGAGCUGAUCAACAUCUCCAAGAGGCCCAAGACGCCGUCGCUGACCGUCUUCCUGCUCGGUCAGGCCGCGCGCGACGCUGAGAGGGCCAAGGACAUUCUCUGUCGACUUGAGCACACUACGCUGCGGAAGGUGACGGCCAACACCGCCAUCUACUACGACCCCAACCCUCAGAACACGGUGGUGUCCGAGGACCAGGAGUGGGUCAACGUCUACUACGAGAUGCCCGACUUCGACGUGACGCGCAUCUCCCCCUGGCUGCUGCGCAUCGAGCUCGACCGCAAACACAUGACGGACCGCAAGCUGACCAUGGAGCAGAUCGCAGAGAAGAUCAACACAGGUUUUGGAGACGAUCUGAACUGUAUCUUCAACGACGACAACGCCGAGAAGCUCGUGCUGCGAAUCAGAAUCAUGAACACCGACGAGAACAAGUUCCAAGAGGACGAGGAGGUGGUGGACAAGAUGGACGACGACGUGUUUCUGAGAUGCAUCGAGUCCAACAUGUUGACGGACAUGACUCUGCAGGGCAUCGAGCAGAUCAGCAAGGUGUACAUGCAUUUGCCUCAAACCGACAACAAGAAGAAGAUCAUCAUCACCGAAGACGGAGAAUUCAAAGCCCUGCAGGAGUGGAUUCUGGAGACGGACGGAGUGAGCCUCAUGAGGGUGCUCAGCGAGAAGGACGUUGAUCCCGUCAGGACCACCUCCAACGACAUCGUGGAGAUCUUCACUGUGUUGGGAAUUGAGGCCGUGCGAAAGGCGCUGGAGAGAGAGCUGUACCACGUCAUCUCCUUCGACGGCUCCUACGUCAACUACCGCCACUUGGCGCUGCUGUGCGACACCAUGACGAGCCGCGGCCACCUGAUGGCCAUCACCCGCCACGGCAUCAACCGGCAGGACACGGGGCCGCUCAUGAAGUGCUCCUUCGAGGAGACGGUGGACGUGCUGAUGGAGGCGUCCUCCCACGGGGAGAGCGACCCCAUGAAGGGCGUCUCGGAGAACAUCAUGCUGGGCCAGCUGGCCCCCGCGGGGACGGGCUGCUUCGACCUGCUGCUGGACGCCGAGAAGUGUAAAUACGGCAUGGAGAUCCCGACCAACAUCCCCGGCAUCAGCGUGGCCGGACCCACCGGUAUGUUCUUUGGCACGGUGCCGAGUCCCAUGAGCGGGAUGUCUCCUGCCAUGACCCCCUGGAACACGGGGGCCACACCAGCGUACGGCGCCUGGUCCCCCAGCGUUGGAAGCGGCAUGACACCCGGAGCGGCAGGCUUCUCCCCCAGCGCCGCCUCGGACGCCACCGGCUUCUCUCCGGGUUACUCCCCAGCCUGGUCGCCCACCCCAGGGUCCCCGGGGUCGCCGGGCCCGGCGAGUCCGUACAUCCCCUCUCCAGGUGGAGCAAUGUCACCGAACUACUCCCCCACCUCCCCCGCCUACGAGCCCCGCUCUCCGGGGGGCUACACCCCCCAGAGCCCGGGCUACUCCCCGACGUCCCCCUCCUACUCCCCCACCUCCCCCUCCUACUCCCCCACCAGCCCCAACUACAGCCCCACAUCUCCCUCCUACUCGCCCACCUCGCCCAGCUACUCGCCCACCUCCCCGUCCUACUCACCCACGUCGCCGUCUUACUCGCCCACCUCCCCGUCCUACUCGCCCACCUCCCCGUCCUACUCCCCCACCUCCCCCUCCUACUCGCCCACGUCGCCCAGCUACAGCCCCACCUCGCCGAGCUACAGCCCCACGUCGCCCAGCUACUCGCCCACCUCGCCGUCGUACUCGCCCACCUCGCCCUCCUACUCCCCCACGUCGCCGUCGUACUCCCCCACCUCCCCCUCCUACUCCCCCACCUCUCCUUCCUACUCGCCGACGAGCCCCAGCUACAGCCCCACGUCGCCGAACUACACCCCCACCUCGCCCAGCUACUCCCCUACCUCGCCCUCCUACUCCCCCACCUCCCCCUCCUACUCCCCGACCUCGCCCAACUACACCCCGACCAGCCCCAACUACUCGCCCACCUCCCCCUCGUACUCCCCCACCUCCCCCUCCUACUCCCCGUCCAGUCCGCGCUACACCCCGCAGUCGCCCACCUACACCCCCAGCUCGCCGUCGUACAGCCCCAGCUCCCCCUCCUACUCCCCCACCUCCCCCAAAUACACCCCCACCUCGCCCUCGUACAGCCCCAGCUCCCCGGAGUACACCCCCACCUCUCCCAAAUACUCCCCCACCUCGCCGAAGUACUCCCCGACGUCUCCCAAGUACUCGCCCACCUCCCCCACCUACUCCCCCACCACUCCAAAAUACAGCCCGACUUCCCCGACCUACUCCCCCACCUCGCCCACCUACACCCCCACCAGCCCCAAGUACUCCCCCACCUCGCCCACCUACUCCCCGACCUCCCCCAAGUACUCCCCCACCUCGCCCACGUACUCGCCCACUAGCCCCAAGGGCUCCACGUACAGCCCCACCUCCCCGGGGUACAGCCCCACCUCUCCCACCUACAGCCCCACCAUCAGCCCCGACGACAGCGACGACGAGAACAACUGAAGCGCCGCCGCCGCUGAGGAGGAGGAGACGGCGAGGCGGCUGAGGGCAGGGGGGGCGCCGCCGCCUCACGUCUUGACAACCAAAGGACAGCGCCGGAGGCGGCGGCGCUUCGAGCCUCCGGCGUCCCAACUGUGAUCAAGAUCUCCACCUUCUAACCACCGAACCCCCCCGCCCCCAAAAAAAAAAAAAAAAUUAAAAACUUACGUGGAAGACUUGAACUGCUUUGCCUGAAGGAAAAAAAAAAGGCUGCCUUUUUGAAAUAGUUUUUUUUAAUAUUCUCGUGGGGUGUUGAAGCAAAUACUGAGAAUCUCCCAGAGGGAGAGGAGAAGACGAGGGGGGGGGAUGACCCCCCUCUCUCCAGUCUCUCUCUCUGUCUCUCAUUCUCUAAACGGCGUGUCGUCCUUUCCUGGAAAGCGUACAUAUUGCCAAAAGCCUUUCUUGAAAAAGCUAAGUGGAUUGUAUUAAUCACUAAAACAUAAGCUCUAAAGGAGGCGGAGGAGGCGAGGCUCAGGCCUCGUUUACUGCGGCGCGUCUCGCCUCAGAUUGUCGAAGAAACCGCGGUCGUACGUGCAUCCUGCGGGAGAACCUGAAGAGAGAAGAAGAGACGUUUCACUCUGAACUACAUAGACGUGUGUAGCCAUCUUCGUCGCCGCCGCCGCCGCCCUCCCUCCCCCUCUUCCUCCUCCACACCCCACAGACCUGAAAGAUGUCACGACAGACGCCCACCAGCAUCCUCUCGUCCUCUGCCAUCGUGGAGACUUUGUUGCAUCAGAAGCAAAAACUUUUCCAGAUACUCUUCCCUCAACGCUGGGAAGUCAAAUAUUUCUAUUAAAAAAAAGAAGAAAAAAAAAGAAUAUUGAGAAUAAUAAUUCUGCCUUUAAUUUUGAGUUUAGAAGGAA